CAGAGGAGAAGCAGUACUUCAAUCCAGCAAUACAGACAUGGCUGGACAUGCUGAAAGAUGCUGUUUAUGAAGCUGAAGAUGCACUGGAUUUUCUGGCCACUGAAGCCUUGAGAUGCAAAGUGGAGCUUAGCCCUCAAAGCCUUUCAAAUCAGGUAAGGAAUAAGAACUUUCUUGCAAAUAAUUUUAGUCCAUUUGAUGAAGGAAUGAAUGUCAAGAUUGAGAAGAUUAUUGAAAAACUGGAAUUCAUUGCAAAACAAAAGGGUAUUCUUGGUUUGGAAAGUAGUGGAAAAGGGAUACAUGGAAUGAUGCACAGAACUCCAACAACUCCAUUGGUUGUUGAAUCUUGCAUUUAUGGCAGGGAGAACGAAAAGGAGGACAUAAUAAAGUUAUUGUUAGCUGAUGAUGGAACUAAUAACCAGGGAUUCUCUGUAAUACCAAUUGUGGGUAUGGGUGGGAUUGGCAAAACAACACUAGCUCAGAUUGUUUACAAUGACAAGAGGAUAGAUGAGGCUUUUGAUGUAAAAGCUUGGGCUUGUGUUUCAGAUGACUUCAAUUCGAUAAAUAUAACCAAGGCACUAUUGGAAUCAUCAACUGCUAAACCUUGUGAUACAAUGAACUUGGAGCUUCUUCAGAGGGGCUUAAAACAAACUUUGAACAAAAAGAGAUUUUUAAUUGUUUUAGAUGAUGUUUGGAAUGAGAAUUUUGAGAAUUGGAAUGAGUUAUCAAUCUCUUUCAUGGAUGGGGAUCCACGGAGUAGGAUCAUUGUGACUUCUCGUAACGAAGGGGUUCUAAGAGUCAUGAAGGCACUCCCAGCUUAUCGUCUUAAGGAAUUGUCAGAUACACAAUGUUGGUUGUUGUUCCAAGAUCACACGCUGGAAAAUGAACUCAGAAAAGUACUUGACUUUGAGACAAAUAGGCAGAGAAAUAGUAAAGAAGUGUCAGGGCUUGCCUUUGGCUGUGAAGAUGCUAGGAGGCUUAUUGGCUUCAAAAUUAGAUGUCGUCUAUUGGAAUCAAGUCUUGAAUAGCAACCUGUGGGAUUUACCUCAAAAAAAGAAUUCCAUUCUGCCAUCCCUAAGACUGAGUUACCAUCACCUACCUCCCAAUUUGAAGAGGUGCUUUGCAUAUUGUUCAAUAUUUCCCAAAGGCUAUGAAUUUGAAAGGAAAAACUUAGUCUUGCUGUGGAUGGCAGAAGGGUUUGUGCAGCCAGGAGAGAAAAUUAGUAUGGAAGAGGUAGGUGACGAGUACUUUUCAGAGCUACUGUCAAGGUCAUUUUUUCAAGAGUCUGCGCUCAAUAGAUCUCGGUAUGUCAUGCACGAUUUGAUAAAUGAUUUGGCUGGAAGUGUAUCAAGGAUAUCAUGUGUUAGGCAAGAGGAGAAUUGGCAAAAAGAGCAUCUUGAAUGGUCUGAAAAAGUUCAUCAUUUUUCUUACAUUCGCAGCAAAUAUGAUGUCUUCAAAAGAUUUGAAUCACUGACUGAGGUGUCUUUGCGCAGCUUUUUACCUUUAGGAUCAGUUUCUGGAACACAGUUCUGUUUCCUGAGUAAUAAAUUUCCGUGUGACUUCCUGCCAAAAUUCAAAUGUCUAAGGGUAUUAUCUAUGAGUUGUUAUUUCAUUACUGAACUCCCAGAAUCCAUUGGGAAUUUGAGACUUUUAAGAUACCUUGACCUUUCUUAUACUAGAAUCAAGAGCCUUCCUGAAUCUUUGAAUGUUCUAUACAAUCUACAAACACUUUUAUUAUGUGACUGUGCUGAUCUUAAUAACUUGCCAGCUAAUAUUGGAAAAUUGAUUAAUUUGCGGCACCUUGACAUCAGUGGAAGUGGGAUACAAGCAAUGCCAAUUGGAGUGGAAAAUUUGGUUAGCCUUCGAUCAUUACCUGAAUUUGUUUUGGGUAACGUUGGUCCUCGUGGAAGUACAACACAAGAGAUGCCAAUAGGAGUGGAUAACGUUGUCACCCCUCCAUUUCUACCUGAAUUUGGCUUGGGCAUUGUUGGUUCUCGCAUUGAUGGAUUAAGAAACUUGUCACAUCUUCAGGGUUCACUUUCACUAUCAGGGUUAGAGAAUGUGGACAAUUUGUGGGAUGCAAAGAAUGCAAACUUAAAAGGGAAGCAAAAACUUACCACAUUGGUGAUGGAGUGGAGCAGCACCUUAAGUGAGUUGCAAAAUGAUAGAGUUGCAACAGAUGUCCUUGAGAUGUUACAACCCCACCAAAAUCUAGAAAAGUUGACAAUUAAGGGAUACAAUGGUAGAAAGUUUCCAACUUGGAUUGGGGAUCCUUCAUUCUCUAAGUUGGAGUGUCUGAGUGUAACUGACUGUAAAAGAUGCAGAUCUUUACCUCCACUUGGAUCUCUACCUUCACUCAAGCAUCUCUAUAUUAAAGGUAUGGAUGCAGUAAAGAGUAUUGGUGCUGAGUUUUAUGGGUUUAGCAGUUCUUCUUCAAAAUCUUUUGCAUCACUAGAGACUCUAACAUUUGAGGAGAUGAUGGAAUGGGAGGAGUGGCUCUUACCUACUAGUGAUGGCCACUUGGAAGUAUUUCCCAGUCUCCAGGAACUUCAAAUUGAGAAGUGUCCAAAACUGCGACAGCAAUUACCUCAGCAACUACCUUCAUUGGUAAAGCUACACUUAACUGAAUGUGAGCAGUUAUCUGUUUCACUUCCUCAGAUUCCACGACUGAAGAUUUUGAACUUAAGAGGCUGUAACUAUAUGCUACUUAGCAGUAAUCUUGCAAUCAACCGUCUUGCUUCAUUUGAGCUUCACAACAUUUCAAGUCUGAAGCAUCUACCAGAGUGGUUGCUGCAAUAUAUGCCUACACUUAAGUGGUUGGUCAUUGUUGAUUGUUCUGACUUUGUACAUCUGGCAAGAUGCAAGAACGAUAUGCAAUAUUUAACUUCUCUUCAGCAUCUUGUGAUUCGUAAUUGUUCUAUGUUGGUUUCAUUGUUUGAGGAAGAACAGCCGCUGCCUCAGAAACUUGAAUACUUGGAAUUGGACUCCUGCCAUAGUCUGAAGAAGCUACCACAUGCAUUGCAUAGCCUCACAGCUCUACAAGAACUGAUUAUUACAGAUUGUCCAAGACUUGAGUUGGUUCCUGGGACCACAUUCCCUUCUAACCUGCAAGGCCUGGUGCUCCGAGGAUGUGGUCUAGACUUGUUACCUGAACCAAUGAUAAACAAUAUCACAUCCCUCGAGUUCUUGUGUAUUGGGGGGUGUUUAGUUCUUUCUUCAUUUCCAGGAGAAGGGAGGCAAGUUCCAACUACUUUCAAGCAACUCACGAUUGAUCAGUGUCCCAAUCUUGAGUUUCUUCCUGAAGGGAUUACACAGAGUAGCAACAUAUCCCUUGAACUGCUAGAGAUUUUCGACUGCCCUUCUAUCACAUCCUUCCCAGCCGGCCAUUUGCCCACCACAUUAAAAGUACUUACUAUUUGGAAUUGCUGUAAUCUGGAGUCACUAGAAGAUAUUGCAACUGAUUCGAUGUCUCUUGAAUCUCUUCGGAUUGGUAACUGUACAAAUCUCAUUUUCUUACCCAAAUGCCUAAACAAGCUUGGAUGUCUUGACUAUUUGGAAAUUGAUGGUUGUCCGGGGAUUGUCUCAUUUCCCCAGGGUGGACUUCCUUCCCGCAGCCUCAAAAAGUUGCAUAUACUUGAUUGUGAGAAUCUUAUGUUCCUGCCAGAGUUGAUGUUAAGCCUCACAUCUUUGAAAGAACUGAAGCUGUCCAAUUGUCCUAGCAUCGCCUCCUUGCCAGAUGGUGGUUUUCCAAUUAACCUUGUCUCACUAGAAGUCAAGGAUUGUGAGAACAUUACACCAUUGUCCAAAUGGGGUUUGCAUAGACUAGCAUCACUUGAGAAACUCAAGAUACAUGGUGGGGUCUUGGAUGUUGUUUUCCCUGAGUGGUUGCUUCCUUCUACUUUAGACACUCUUCACGUUGGAAACUUACCUAAGCUCAAGUCCCUUUCUCCUUGGUUGCAACAUCUUUCUUCUCUAGAGGAACUAAAGAUCAUGGAAUGCCAUGAGCUCUUUAACUUGCCAAAAGAGGGAGUCCCACCAAUGCUUUCUUUCCUAGAGAUCAGAGGAUGUCCUAAGCUGCAACAGGACUGUGAAAAGAAUUGGUCCGAGAUCGACCACAUUCCCUGCAUUUCGAAUCAUUUGUGAUGCAGACACUGCACAAUAUAAGCUGGUGGAGAGAAGUUUCCUGGCUCUUUAAGUCUGAAGAAUUGAAUGACUAGAGUGCUCUUUCAAGCCCAAAAUCCAGUUAAAAAAAGUUUAAUGUAACUGCCAAGUAAUUUCGGAUAAAUGCAUGUCUAAGCAUUCUGAACUUCUUAUUUUUAAGUUGUAACAUCUCUGUAAAAGAUGAAACGUCUAACAUUCUAUUUUGAUCUCGUAACAUGUGUAGCUGUGCCUCUGUCAGCCGUGAUUUUCCUUUGCUGCUCUCAUUCAUGGAAUUUGUCCACCAAAGAGCUCAUGCAUUCUGACCAAGUUCCUUCCCUGAAAAACACGUAUGCCUAUUAAGGUGUUGACUGCAAACUCUGUCAUCGGUAAAUGUCUGGUCUUGCAGUGAGGGUUGUCUUAAGGUGGUAUUUUUUCCCAUCAUCUCAAGCCUUGUCCCCUAUUCGCCAUCCUAUGGAAAGGCUUCAGUACUCUCAAACAUGAACUAGGCUUCAGUAUUCCCAAACAUGAACUUCAGUUCCUAGAUUUUGGUAUAGACAUGCAGUUCCCAAGGGAUGAACAGGAUACCUUGGUUUCAAAUCUUCAUUUUACACAGCUACCAAAUCUGCACGGUGCAGGAUUGUGUAUUGUGCUCACCAAAGAAUACAUCCAGGAAAUAGUUUUGAGUUCUGAAUUUCUUUUCUUCGAUAUACUGGUAGAACUAUCGAGUAUCUUGAAUUGUCAACUACUGAACAGAGAUAACAUAGCCAAUUUUUUUCUUACA
Messenger RNA from Coffea eugenioides, 4918 nucleotides. RefSeq names its product putative disease resistance protein At3g14460. The record is from RefSeq and is a predicted model, not a curated record. Gene Ontology annotation, molecular function: ADP binding. Bases 880 to 4140 code for a protein of 1086 amino acids. NCBI's taxonomy places the organism in Eukaryota, Viridiplantae, Streptophyta, Magnoliopsida, Gentianales, Rubiaceae. The transcript has 3 exons.